This is a messenger RNA of Coccinella septempunctata (seven-spotted ladybird), 3057 nucleotides long. RefSeq names its product protein goliath-like. The record is from RefSeq and is a predicted model, not a curated record. NCBI's taxonomy places the organism in Eukaryota, Metazoa, Arthropoda, Insecta, Coleoptera, Coccinellidae. The transcript has 9 exons. Bases 394 to 1716 code for a protein of 440 amino acids.
CUCGAUGCAAGAAGCACAUCGUGUGUCUGUCGGUCUGGCGUCGAUGAAUAGUGCUCCGGAGAGUCAGACAGCGAGACUGCUCAAGUGCUCGGUUUGUUUAUUUUGUUUUUAGUUGGUCGCGAGACGGUGUACGGCAAAGGUGCUGCUCCAGUGCGCGAAUCUUAUUGACGAAAAUUCGACGAGAAUCAAAGGAAAAGUGAUGGUAUCCCGUGUAUAAUCUUCACUUUUCAGUUUGACCCGACUUUUGUGUUUCGUUUGUGUACGUUAGGGAAGGUUGGAGCUUGCCCAUUUUGACGCAGUAUUGCUAUGGUAGUCUUAGAACCACCAUCAAAAAGCCCAUACCGCCGCCAUAUAGAACACCGCAGUACAAGAACGUGAACGAAUCGAUUCGAGAUGACCCAGAACAGAACCCUACUGUUUACCCUUCUGACACAGAUGUUGGCAGUGCGAGGGGAGGAUUGGGUGUCCCAUCCCCCCUUCUCCCACAUCUCCGACGAUUACCAAGAGGACUCCUACACCACGGCCUACUUGAACGUCACCAAGUUCGACGAGAAUCUCGGCUGGUCUUGGGACAAGACGGAGGUGGGACGUUACGGUGGGGGUUUCGUGGGACCUGCCUCUGGAGUGAUCAUCCACGUGUCUUCCGCCCUGGACCCCAACGACCACACGGGCUGCGAGAUGCCCCUGAUGAGUUCGAGGGAGGACAGGAGGUUGCCCCCACCCGGGGAACCAUGGAUAGCCCUGAUCAGGAGGGGCAAGUGUAAUUUCGAGGUGAAGGUGGAUAACGCCUACAAGAGCAAUGCUGCGGGAGUGCUGGUGUACAACGACAGGGACUCUUCGACGUUGGAUAAGAUGAAGUUGUCGCAGGAUUCUGGACGAAACAUCUGCGCUGUGUUUACUUACAAGUGGAAGGGCGAAGAACUAGCAACAUUGACGGAAAAAUCAAAUAAAGUAUUCGUACAUAUCACUGUAGCGUCGAAAACAACUUCGAGAGCUGCUAAUAUAAACAGAACGUCGAUACUAUUCGUCUCGGUCACUUUCAUCAUCCUGAUGAUCAUCUCUUUGGCGUGGCUCGUGUUCUACUAUGUACAAAGGUUCAGGUACAUACACGCCAAAGAUAGGUUGUCGAGAAAACUCGGAAGUGCCGCUAAGAAGGCGCUCGACAAGAUACCGACGAAAAACAUCAAACGUGAUGAUAAGGAAGUGGAGGGGGAAGGAGAGUGUUGUGCCGUGUGCAUAGAAAGGUACAAACACAGCGAUACCUUGAGGAUACUUCCUUGUUCUCACGAGUUCCACAAAGACUGCAUAGACCCCUGGUUGCUGGAACACCGCACCUGUCCAAUGUGCAAGAUGGACAUCCUCCAACACUACGGAUUCGUGUUUACAGGAAGCCAGGAGAGUAUUUUUCAGGUGCACGCCGAAGAAAUAGCUAGCCUUGACAGCGAUAAUCCAGACGUUUUAGUGGGGGAAAUCAGCCCCCUUCCAGAGAUCAGAGCGGUGGCCAUCAUGAACCACAACCAGAUGGACUAUCCGGAUUUUUCACCUGGUGGGAACACCAGCCGACCCUCUAGUCCGAACGAGAUGACCGCCACUCUGACACACGACAGCUACAUGCCUAUCAGGAUAUCCAGCUGGAGUUCCAGCUCCUCCAACUCCAGUACUAGGAAAUCGUCUGCUGCCUCAAUCCACCAUACCUUCGAUCAUGGAGAGUUUUAGGUGUUCGUUUACAGUGCGAAUUUUCUGACCAGUACUUACCAGUUUCUAUUUGAAACGCUUCAAACUCCCCGUCGAAUUUGUUAAAAUCUAGUUUGUGUCGAUGAAAUGGUGCCUAAGCCGAUUUUUCGUUACUUUCAAGAAUAACGGUGAACAAAAUCUGAAAUGUGUAUAGUAAUUAACAUUUCAAUAUCAUGUGAAUGAAUUAGCAUCGGGUUAAAUUCGCUAAUUUAAAUUCUUUAUUCGUUUUUAGAAAACAUUUUUUAUCAUAAAAAUUGUUAUGUAAUGAUCUUUUUUCGACUGUUGGAAACCAGAAUUCCAAUUUAGAUGAAAAUUUACCAGUAAUCUGGUGUUGUCAUCACAACUUAUGAAAUUCAUAAUUUAGGUUCGAUAUUAUGUUAAUUUCAACGAGAAUGUCAGAGAUGUAGUUUGUAUGAUCAGAGUGAAUUUUUUUGUUUACUAUAUCAAGGCAUCAUUGUGAAGGCACAUUUUGCACGCUUUAUUUCUGAAGUGUUGGGAGGAUUUGGUGGUGCUAAUCUUUAUUCCAAGAACUCCCAUAUGCUACCUUUAAGAGGGGCGUUGUGCUAGGUACAAAUUUGGCUGUGUGCUAACUUGUAUGACCUCCAGACUGUUGAAUUUCACCAUUUUUUUCAUUUACCUAAUCAACUGAUAAACAGUGAUUUUGUUAGUUUAUUCCCAUAUACAUACGUUGAAACACUCAAGUUAUCACUUAGUAACUGUGUAUUUGAAAAAACAUAUUGUACGAUGGAAAUUGAGAUAUUCAGUUAGUCUACUCCUGAAAAUCCGAUCACUAUUCUGAAGUCUUCUUCCGAAUAUAACAGUUUUCAUCAUUAUCCUUAAUAUCCAAUGCGAACGUGGCAUGAAAAAACGACUGGAUUAAGGUUUUAAUUUGUGAUAUAUAGAUGAUAAAUGAAUAUAACGGUGCUUUCUAAAUAUAGAACUAAGAACUCGAGUGCUGCGCCUUUGUGAUGGACAUAUGUAAAGUUUUGAGUGCCAAAGGACGUAAUGGAUUUAUUAUUAAAACAUGAUAUUUUUUCGCCCAUUUUGAAAUUUUUUUUAUAAUAGAUACAACCACUAAAGCAUGAAUUAUAGCCGCCCCAACUAAUAUUUACGAAUAUUGUAAAACUUAUAUUUAUAGGACGAGUUUGCUUAUUUGGUAAAGACCAUUUUGAAUGUAUUUUUUCAACAUAAAAAUUCAUCAUUAUAUAUAUGUAUAUAUAAGUCUUUAUAUUUGAUACAUUCGAAUCAUUUGAGUUUGCUCCCUUUUCUUCAACAAUCAUUGAUGACUGAUGUUUAUUUGCGUAUUAAAAUUUUCAUAGAAUU